Rotaria sordida is the source of this 723-nucleotide messenger RNA. Lineage: Eukaryota; Metazoa; Rotifera; Eurotatoria; Philodinida; Philodinidae. The record is from the annotation of a GenBank genome assembly.
AUGACUGGCAUUCUAUCAUUAGGUGCAGUUCCACCAGAUCAAAAAUCUCCAUAUGGUUCAAUAAUUGCUCCACAAUUAUUUGCACCAUAUCAUCAACACUUUUUUAAUGUACGUUUAGAUUUAGCUAUUGAUGGAAUAAAUAAUACAGCAUAUAUGGUUGAAGCUGAAGCUGAUCCAGAUGAUGCUAAAUAUAAUCAAUUCCAUAAUGCAUUUCAUAUAAAUAAAAUACGACUUGAUACUGAAAAACAAGCAAGAAAUAAUUUAUGUUUAGAAAAAUCUCGUUGUUGGAUAUUUGAAAAUAAUUCUACUCGUAAUGCUAUUGGUCAACCAACAGCUUAUAAAUUAUAUCCAGGUGAAAAUUGUAUACCAAUGAGUUCAAAAAAAGCUUGGUGGCGUAAACGUGCUAGUUUCGUUGAUUAUCAUGUAUGGGUAACACCAUUUGAUGAAAAAGAAAUGUUUGGAUCAGGAAAUUAUCCAAAUCAAAGUCAAUCUGAUAUUGGUUUAUUAAAAUAUACGGAACAAGAUCGAUCAAUUGUUGAUAAAGAUAUUGUUCUUUGGUAUACAUUUGGUGUAACACAUAUACCAAGACAAGAAGAUUUUCCUGUUAUGCCUGUUGUUAAAGGUGGAUUUACUCUUAAACCAAAUGGAUUUUUUGAUAUAAAUCCAGCAAGUGAUAUUCCUAAACCGAUGAAAAAAACCGAUGAAACAUGCUGCAAAAAAUAA